Messenger RNA from Juglans regia (Persian walnut), 567 nucleotides. RefSeq lists its product as uncharacterized. The record is from RefSeq and is a predicted model, not a curated record. NCBI's taxonomy places the organism in Eukaryota, Viridiplantae, Streptophyta, Magnoliopsida, Fagales, Juglandaceae. The coding region runs from base 1 to 567 and encodes 188 amino acids. The transcript has a single exon.
AUGGGAAUCAGCUUGGAUCGACUACACCCUGCUCCGAUGCCACUCAAGGGCUUCAUGGGGGACGUUGUUCAACCAAUGAGAGCCAUCACCAUUUCAGUAUUGGCAGGGAAGGCUCCCAAAAUUGCGGCCAUCAUGUCCGACUUCUUGGUCGUCAAUGCUCUGUCUUCAUACAACUCCAUAUUGGGGCGCCCCACCCUGAAUAGUUUGAGGGCAGUAACGUCCACCUAUUACCUCAAAAUGAAGUUCUCCACCAACUCGGGAGUGGGCGAAGUCCGCGGCGAGCAGGUCUUGGGCCAAGAAUGCUACGACCGAGAGUUGAAGCACCAGGUUAAACUAGUCGCAGCAAUCAGAAAGGCAGAAGAAGCGCCCAAGCUAGGUUCACCUCCGCCCCUGACCAAAUGGGAUGAAGAGAUUCGUGAUGAACAGGCUUUGUGGCAAGCAGAACCCAACGAACCCUUGGAGUUGGUUGCAAUUGACCAGUUGACACCGGUGCGAAGGAUCCAGAUCGGGACUAAGUUGGGCCCAGAGAUUAAAGCAGCGCUGAUAUCCCUCAUAGUAGAACACUAG